This is a messenger RNA of Spodoptera frugiperda (fall armyworm), 963 nucleotides long. RefSeq lists its product as uncharacterized. Bases 164 to 442 code for a protein of 92 amino acids. The record is from RefSeq and is a predicted model, not a curated record. The transcript has 2 exons. Lineage: Eukaryota; Metazoa; Arthropoda; Insecta; Lepidoptera; Noctuidae.
AGUGCACUUGCGCAGUUCAAAAGGACUAAAAAUCAAUCGAGGCCCUGGAAUAUUCCGCGCCGGGUCGCGAAUUCGGACGGACGGUGCGUCAUCAAUACCUGUGGACCUGAUCGAAGACUCCAGGAAUAUCGCGACGAGCUCCCACCGUACAGUAACAGGCAUCAUGGAUGCAAAACCAGAGCAGCAGCAGCAGCCGCCACCGCCGCUGUUGCUGCUGCCCCCACCGCCGUCGGCGCCCUAUGAGCCGAUUUACACCAUCGCUAAUCUAAAGCGUCUGACGGCUGAGUUCAUGAUGGCUGACCUGGGCUCUAAAUAUCGUGCGUGCUCCGUGGCUGCUCUGGUCAGCCCCACCGUGACGCGCAUGCGUGUAUGCCAGAGCCGCCGUGACUUGUUCUGCGAGCCUCCCAUCUACGACCCCGACAAGGCCGUGAUGUCCAUUUAAACAUGGACACAGCAUCUUAAUGUAUGCUGUAUGUUUAAAAAACAAAAAACAAAUAAAAAAAAUAAAAAAUAAACAAAAAACAAAAAAAGUUAAAAAUAUCGAAAACUAAAAAAAAAUAUAAAACAAAAAACAAAAAAAAAAUUAAAACAAUGGAAAACUUAAAAAAAAUAUAUAAAAUAAAAAACAAAAAAAAAGUUCAAAAUAUCGAAAAUACAAAAAAACUAAAAUAAUUAAAAACCAAAAAAAAAUAAAAAAAUAAAAAUUAUAUAAAAAAAAUAAAAAACACGAAAGCAUUCAAAAAAACUAAAAAACGAUAAAACAUAAAAAAAUAUACUUAGGCGAUAAUUGUUGCUCUUCUUGCUUGAAUAGUUUAAGGUUCCCCUUAGCCCAAUUAAUGUUAAGCUAUGCCAUACCAUUAUUAUUAACCAUGUUUAACCGUAGAAUUAAGGUAUAUGUUUAGGAUUAAGACAUGUUUAACCAUAUUUAACCAUAGAAUUAAGACAUAUUUAACCAUAGGAUUA